AACCCAAGCGGCUUGGCGGUUCGGAACGGACUCCGUCGAGAUCCUCGCGAAGCGACCCUGGCUCGCAACCGCGGGGGAGAUGCACUGAAAGGCAGCAUCAUUGUUUGUGAUGCACGGGCCGUAAUGCGGCUUUUCCCUCGGAGCUAACUGCUAGCGCGUUAGCAGCCAGCUAACUAGCUCGUGGCUAGUUUGAUUGUUAUGAACACAACUGGGUGCUGAAGCUCGAAUCUGGCUUUAUUUUAGCCGCGAUCGCCUGUGUUUGCUCAUUGGAUCUGGAGUCUACGUGGAACAGAAAUAGCCUCGGGUGUUCUCCUGCCUUCCUCGUUAGAUACGUUGGCCUGACCCGCGCCCGCACACAGCAAAGCUACCACCAUGAGUAUUAUCCAAGACAAAAUCAGCAAUGAGUUUUUGCGCAACGGUGGCAUGGAUCCCAAUUUUGCGCCCGGCAUGCUCAUGUUCAGCCACCUGCCGCCCGUCACCAGCUUCACGCGGCUCACGCCGCAGCCGGUCAUGGGCGACCUCCCGCAGGAGAUGGUCCUCAAGAAGGAGCGCGACUCGCCCCCGGACCACCAGAGCGCCGGCGUGGCCAACGCGGGCGGCUUCCUCCACAGCAUGGGAAUCAAGCAGGAGCGGCUAAGCGAGCUGGAUUAUCGCAUGCCUCUCUACGGUGGCGGCGGGGGCGUGUCGAUGAAUUGCGCCGGCGCGGGGAAGAGCGCCGCCGACAUGCCGGACAUGUCGUACGGCAACCACCACCAGAAUCACCAUAACAUGCUCCUGCACGACCUCAGCCACAGCAACGUGCGCUCCCUCGGGGACCCGAUGUCAGGACGAGCGGGUAAAGAGCCAAAAGAUUCGUCGGGGAAAAGAGGGAGGCGGACCAACGGGGACGGACAGGGCGGCAAAGCCCGGCGGAAACGCAACGAUGCCGCAAAGGCCAUGAUGCUGGACGCGGACGGAGCCUGCCUGUCCCCAAACUCCAAACCGCAUAUCUGCGAGCACUGCAACGCCGCCUUUCGCAGCUCCUAUCACUUGCGCAGACACGUGCUCAUACACACAGGUGAGAGGCCUUUCCGGUGCAGUCAGUGUAACAUGAGCUUCAUUCAGAAGUACCUGCUCCAGCGGCAUGAGAAGAUCCACAGCGGGGAGAAGCCGUUCAGCUGCGACCAGUGCAACAUGCGUUUCAUCCAGAAGUACCACAUGGAGCGGCACAAACGCACGCACAGCGGCGAGAAGCCGUAUCGCUGCGAUACGUGCCAACAAUUUUUCUCAAGAACCGACCGGUUACUGAAGCACAAGCGGACUUGCGGAGAAGCCAUAAAGAAGGGCCUGGACCCCAACAUGCUGGAGCUCAGCGAGGCCGAGCUGGGCCAGGGCAGCUAUUCACUCACUCAGGGAAACGCGAGCACCUCCGGGCGCAAGCGGGCCAAGUCCAAAAACGGGGAGGGCGGCGAGCGCAAGAGGAAGAAGAGCGCGGCCGCAUCGGCGGCCUCGUCCUCCGCCGCCGCCGCCAUGGGCCUGCAGGACUAUAGCAUGGAGCAACCUUCGGGCUCGGCCAUGCAGGGCCGCUCUCCCAAAUUGGUGUUUAAAAAAGCGGGCCGCAAGGGGUUGGAUAAGGCUCUCCUUUCUCUGGAAGACAGCGGCGACGGACACAAACUGUUAGGCCAAAAAGCCGGCUCCUUGGAUCACAUGGACGCUUCCGGGCUGGACAACAUGGGUCUGCUCCAAGGAGGCGGGGGCAGCAAGCAGGGUCCCACCACCAGCACCAACUACGACGACGCCAUGCAGUUUGUGAAAAAGCGGCGAUACCUCCAGGCUGUCAAUAGCGACUACGGAGCGGGCGCUCUCCACAUGGCGUCGCAGGGGGGCGGCGUCAUUCAGGUUUCCCUGGGGCCCGAACCCACGCUGGCCAUGCUGGACACGUCCCCCCUGGAGCUCAAGCACGACAAGUCGGGCAUCCCGGACGAGGUUCUGCAAAGCCUGCUGGAUCACUACAGCCAUAAGCCGGACGGGGGGCACCACCACGACGUGGCUUUCGACCUGUCCGACCACCCGCACCACGUGGACCUCCAGCCGGCGGCGCCCGUCACGCCCGAGCUGGAGGACGACGCGGCCAACGGGGGCGAUAAAACGGCGGUGAUGAGCGAGUACUCCAAGUUCCUCCUGCAGGCCCUGGAGCGCACCAGCCAUAGCGGGCCCUUCCCCAGCCUGGGCGCCACGGGGCCCUUCACUCUCCUGUCGAGCAGCUCCAGUCCCACGGGGCCCCUGUUCGCUGACAAGCACGUCUACGAUUGCGGCUACCCUCCCACCGUUUCCUCGCCGCUGCCCAUCGCCGCCCCCUCGUCCGCUUCUUCCUCCACCUCGUCCAAGUCCCACUACGGUAUGCUGGUGGGCUCCCCCUCCCAGGCGGCUUUCCACCUGACUCUGGAGCCGGCCAGCCACCAGCAGCUAACGCCUUCUCAGGAGCUGACGGAGCAGCUGGAGAAGCAGCACUCGCCCGGAGCCUUCAACCUACCUCCCCAGGAUCUGACCGCCCAGACGGAAAGCUCCAAGGGGCAACAAGCCAAGGCCGGGGCCGGCGCCGCCAACGGUUCCGGCUACUCGGACCUGUCUCCUUUGAACCCCCCGAAAGAAUCCACCACGUACCAGAUUGAGAAUUUCGCCCAGGCCUUCGGCUCCCAGUUCAAGUCGGGACGCCGCACCCCUCUGAGCUACGGCAGCGACCCCGGGGCGGAGGUGGACCACAGAAUACGGACUCCGGUCUCAGAGUUCUCAGGGUAUAGCAGCUUGUUAGCUGACGUCAGUGAGCCAGUCAGUACAGGAUCAAAAACCCCAACAAGCCAAAGUUUCAGAUAAGGCUCAGGCGAGAUGAAACCAGUUGGGGAUGGAGGGGGGGGGGGGGGGGGGCGUUGUAUUUGUCCACCCUGCCCCGCCUCCUACUCAUCAAAAUUUUGUUUUUCGUAGCAAUUUUAUUUUAAACACUGCCAUCAAAUGUUGAUGCAAACAUGACCAGGGAGGGUCUUCCAUGGCCUCAAAUGCAAUUUUUUAUUUUUUUUUAAUCACGUAUUUUAGUCUCUUACAUUUUGUUGGGAAAAUGUAGGUUUUUUUUGUUUUUUUUAAUGAUCGUAAACCGUAGAUUUUAAAUGUAAUUUAAAACAUUUUGAGGGUAGAGAUGAACUUGCAUUUCGUAUUACUUUCCAAACCCUUGUGUUUUACCAAUUGUCAUCCCAUUGUAAAAUAAUAAUGUUGAUAAUUACACACACAGUAAAAAAACAACACUUGUGGCAGGGAAAGCCCAGAACUCAAAUGGCAAAAAAAAAAAAAAAGUAUAUAUUGUCUGUUACAAGAAA
Syngnathus typhle (broad-nosed pipefish) is the source of this 3347-nucleotide messenger RNA. It is a transcript of the gene znf281b, whose product is annotated as zinc finger protein 281b. The coding region runs from base 373 to 2853 and encodes 826 amino acids. NCBI's taxonomy places the organism in Eukaryota, Metazoa, Chordata, Actinopteri, Syngnathiformes, Syngnathidae. Gene Ontology annotation, molecular function: DNA-binding transcription factor activity, RNA polymerase II-specific; RNA polymerase II cis-regulatory region sequence-specific DNA binding. The transcript is spliced from 7 exons. Gene Ontology annotation, biological process: regulation of transcription by RNA polymerase II. The record is from RefSeq and is a predicted model, not a curated record.